UAAGAGGACAAGCCCUCUAUUUAUAGCCCACUUGUCAAAAGUGGUCGUUUGCUGAUGUGGUAGCUCGAGGCGAGGCGCCUCUAAGUGGAUAAGGAUUUAUCCACUCCAACAUUCACUUUUUUGAUCAGGUAGAUUGGAGGCGCCUCGAGUAAUCCAUGGCACCUCGUCUACUGUUCAUCUGAUGCGCCAGGUUAAGCUGGACUCCACAGCUUAUCUCUUCGUCAAUGACUCCAGCUUAUUGGAGGAGCCUCCAGUUGACCUGAGGCACCUCGGGUAUUGUUCAUCAGAGGUGCCUCCAGUCAAUUAAGGCACCUCGAGCACUGUUCAUUGAAUGGUUAAUUUCAGCAUUGACCAUUCCACUUUCCCGCUCGCUUGGAUGAUGCUCCGGUUACCUAAAGUUGAGCUCACCUGAACCCAAUUCCGACUUUCUCAUUGAGCAGGCUUCCUCCUGGCUUCUCUUCCCUUGGAUGCAUCGCGUGCGUCCUUCUCGCUCCAUCGGUGUACUCUUGCACAACUCCUCUUCCCUUGACUACAUCGAGCCUGUUGACUCAUUUUCUGUAACAUCCUUCUUGCUUUCUACUUCUUCCGCUCGACUUCUUGUGUUCCUAAGUCCUUGCAUACUUAGACACAAGGCAUCAAAUCCGCAAAACCUAACUUAACUUGGUUGAGCACAUCAAAAUUAAUCCGGGGUACUUAUAGCCUAUACUCACGAACAGAGUAUCUAACAUUGGUAUGGAUCCAAUUGUUUGACAUGGCUACGUCCACAAAUUUUUAUGUUAUCAAUAUAGAUGUCCUGAAUGUGGGGUAUCCAUUCGAACUAUCAGUUUUGGACAUGGCUAUGGAGGGGAUUGAUAAAGAAUCCAAGUAUCUAAAGUUUUGAGAAUGGUAUACUAAAGUGGGUUAUGCUGGCAAUGUUGAGCCAUCCUUUUCCCUCCCUACUGUUGUAGCUGUCAAUGAGUCUUUCUUGAAUCAGUCAAACGGUGGCAACAUAGGAAAUUAUUUAGCACAGUAUAACACUGGAAUAAUGGCUGAUCUUGACUAUUUCAUUGGAGAUGAGGCUUUAUCACUGCCCUCAAGUGGAGUUUACAAUCUCAGUUAUCCUAUACAACGUAGUCAGGUUACAAACUGGGACACCAUGGAAAAAUUUUGGCAGCAGUGCAUCUACAAUUACUUAAAUUGUGAUCCUGAGGAUCACUAUUUUCUCUUGACAGAGAGCCCAAUUUGUUCUCCAGAAGAUCGUGAGUAUAUGGGAGAAAUCAUGUUUGAAACAUUCAAUGUCCCUGGACUUUAUGUAGCAGUUCAACCCAUCCUCGCACUAUCUGCUGGGUGCUCAACUGACAAACCUCAAAUGACAGGAGUCGUUGUUGACAUUGGAGAUGGAGCUACCCAUGUUGUACCUGUUGUAGAUGGCUAUAUAAUAGGGAGUAGCAUCAAAUCUUUCCCAAUUUCUGGCAAUGAUGUGACUCAAUUUGUUUUACAACUUCUACAGGAAAGAGGAGAGCUUAUUCCACCUGAAGAUUCUCUUGGAAUAGCUAGGAAGGUGAAGGAAAUGUACUGUUACACUUCAUCAGAUAUUGUCAAGGAGUACAAUAAACAUGACAAGAAGCCUGACAAGUACAUCAAGCAAUGGGUUGGCGUUAAACCAAAGACUGGUGUGCCUUUUUCAUUUGACAUUGGCUAUGAGCGCUUUCUUGGACCAGAGGUUUUCUUUCAUCCUGAAAUUUAUAUUAGUGAUUAUGAUACUCCGUUAUCUGAUGUAAUUGACAAGUGUGUCCAGUCAGCACCGAUUGACACCAGAAGGGGUUUAUAUAAGAAUGUAGUUUUAUCUGGGGGAUCAACUAUGUUUAAAGGUUUCCAAAAAAGAUUGCAGAAGGAUUUAAAGAAAAUAGUUGAUGAUCGAAUUGCAACGUCCAAUGCACGCCUUGGUGCGGAUGUAACAUCUCAGCCUGUGGAGGUCAACGUUGUAAGCCACCCUAUCCAAAGAUCUGCAGUUUGGUUUGGAGGUUCUGUAGUCGCAUCUCUACCUGAAUUCUAUGAGUCUUGUAACACAAAAGAGGACUAUGAUGAACACGGAGCAAGUAUAUGUCGAACUAGUCCUAUCUUUAAGGGGAUGUAUUGACGUCUCAUUUUAACAUCUCUCCCUUCACAAUACUUUUGGUUGUCUGCUCUAGUGAAGGUUGCGCAAAAGGAAAACAGAAACUAAUUUCUUGAGUUGUAUAGUAGAUUUGGUUAGAAGACCAAUAACAAUGCUAUCAUUUCAUUAAUUUUUAGAAGUAGGUAACAAUUGUAUAGCAUCCAUCUGAUGUGCGCUAGCUAUUGCAUUGCGAUGCAACCAAGCUGGAUGACUAUUUGUUUGUGACUUCCAGUGGUUGUAAAUUGAUCAUUUUAUUUAUUCAA
Messenger RNA from Zingiber officinale, 2397 nucleotides. RefSeq names its product actin-related protein 3-like. The record is from RefSeq and is a predicted model, not a curated record. NCBI's taxonomy places the organism in Eukaryota, Viridiplantae, Streptophyta, Magnoliopsida, Zingiberales, Zingiberaceae. The transcript has 10 exons. Gene Ontology annotation, molecular function: actin filament binding. Gene Ontology annotation, biological process: Arp2/3 complex-mediated actin nucleation. Gene Ontology annotation, cellular component: actin cortical patch; Arp2/3 protein complex. Bases 1025 to 2119 code for a protein of 364 amino acids.